Messenger RNA from Molossus molossus (Pallas's mastiff bat), 2092 nucleotides. It is a transcript of the gene KRT10, whose product is annotated as keratin 10. Gene Ontology annotation, molecular function: structural constituent of skin epidermis. Gene Ontology annotation, cellular component: keratin filament. Lineage: Eukaryota; Metazoa; Chordata; Mammalia; Chiroptera; Molossidae. The transcript has 8 exons. Bases 1 to 1827 code for a protein of 608 amino acids. The record is from RefSeq and is a predicted model, not a curated record.
AUGUCUGUUCGAUACAGCUCAAGCAAGCAAUACUCUUCCUCCCGCAGUGGAGGAGGAGGUGGGGGAGGAUCCGUCAAAAUUUCGAGCAGCAAAGGCUCCCUUGGUGGAGGAUAUAGCUCAGGGGGGGGUUUCAGUGGUGGCUCUUUUAGUCGUGGGAGCUCUGGUGGAGGCUGCUUAGGAGGCUCAUCAGGUGGCUAUGGAGGAGGACUAGGAGGUGGGUAUGGUGGAGGUAGCUUUGGUGGAAGUUAUGGAGUUAGCAGCUGUGGGGGCUUUGGAGGAGGCAGUUUCGGAGGAGGCAGUUUCGGAGGAGGCAGUUUCGGAGGAGGCGGCUUUGGUGGGGGCUUCGGUGGAGGAAGCUUUGGAGGAGGCUUUGGUGGUGGAUUUGGAGAUGGUGGCCUUCUCUCUGGAAAUGAAAAAGUAACCAUGCAAAAUCUGAAUGACCGCCUGGCUUCCUACUUGGACAAAGUUCGGGCUCUUGAAGAAUCAAACUAUGAGCUAGAAGGCAAAAUCAAGGAAUGGUAUGAAAAGUAUGGCAACUCAAGCCAGCGAGAGCCUCGUGACUACAGCAAAUACUACCAAACCAUCGAAGAUUUUAAACAACAGAUCCUUAAUCUAACAACUGAUAAUGCCAAUGUCCUGCUUCAGAUCGACAAUGCCAGGCUGGCAGCUGAUGACUUCAGGCUGAAGUAUGAGAAUGAAGUAGCCCUGCGCCAGAGCGUGGAUGCUGACAUCAACGGCCUGCGCCGGGUGCUGGAUGAGCUGACCCUGACCAAGGCCGACCUGGAGAUGCAGAUCGAGAGCCUGACUGAAGAGCUGGCCUACCUAAGGAAGAACCAUGAAGAGGAAAUGAAAGAUCUUCAAAAUGUGUCCACUGGUGAUGUGAACGUGGAAAUGAAUGCUGCCCCAGGUGUUGAUCUGACUCAACUUCUGAAUAACAUGAGAAGCCAGUAUGAACAACUUGCUGAGCAGAACCGCAAAGAUGCGGAAGCCUGGUUCAAUGAAAAGAGCAAGGAACUGACUACAGAAAUCGAUAAUAACAUUGAACAAAUGUCCAGCCAAAAAACCGAGAUUACUGAAUUGAGACGCACUGUUCAAGGUCUGGAGAUCGAACUACAGUCCCAACUAGCCCUGAAACAAUCCCUGGAAGCCUCCCUGGCCGAAACAGAAGGUCGCUACUGCGUGCAGCUCUCCCAGAUCCAGGCCCAGAUCUCCUCUCUGGAGGAACAACUACAGCAGAUCCGCGCUGAAACCGAGUGCCAGAAUGCCGAGUACCAACAACUCCUGGACAUUAAGAUUCGGCUGGAGAAUGAAAUCCAAACCUACCGCAGCCUGCUAGAAGGAGAGGGAGGUUCUGGCGGUGGCGGCUACAAAGGAGGGCGAGGCGGCGGCGGCGGUGGCUUCGGCGGAAGUUCUGGCGGCGGCUACGGAGGCAGUUCCGGCGGCGGCGGCGGCAGCUACGGCGGCAGUUCCGGCGGCGGCGGCGGCGGCAGCUACGGCGGCAGUUCCGGCGGCGGCGGCGGCAGCUACGGCGGCAGUUCCGGCGGCGGCGGCGGCGGCAGCUACGGCGGCAGUUCCGGCGGCGGCGGCGGCGGCAGCUACGGCGGCAGUUCCGGCGGCGGCGGCGGCGGCUACGGCGGCAGCUCCGGCGGCGGCAUCAAGUCCUCCGGGUCCACUGGCGAGUCCUCAUCUAAGGGAUCAAGGUCAGCAGAAACUAGCUGGGACACUAAUAAAACCAGAGUGAUCAAGACGAUUAUUGAAGAAGUGGCACCUGAUGGUAGAGUCCUUUCUUCUAAGGUUGAAUCAGAAACCAAGAAACACUACUACUAAGCCACACAAGAGGAAGGAGUCUCCCUUCACACAGACCAUUUUGUACGGAGCCUUGGAAAACGGAAUCUCCAAGAAAACAACACUUCAGUCUUAGUGGUCUAUGAAAAUGGGUUCCCUCUUUGAAAAUACGGUGUCUAAACGGUGUUCUGUGGUUUCUGUAUUUCUUCUUCUCACUUUACCAGAAAGUGUUCUUUAAAGGGAAAAAAAAAAAGUUCUAUCCUCAUUUACUAAUGAAUUCAAUAAACUUUCUUACUGAUGCAAACUA